Molecule: messenger RNA, 1391 nt
Organism: Gadus macrocephalus (Pacific cod)
Lineage: Eukaryota; Metazoa; Chordata; Actinopteri; Gadiformes; Gadidae
Product: lysine--tRNA ligase-like
Exons: 2
Coding region: 549-845 (98 amino acids)
Biological process (GO): positive regulation of macrophage activation; diadenosine tetraphosphate biosynthetic process; lysyl-tRNA aminoacylation
Cellular component (GO): nucleus; mitochondrion; cytosol
Molecular function (GO): tRNA binding; nucleotide binding; lysine-tRNA ligase activity
Source: RefSeq, a predicted model, not a curated record
UCCUGCUGGAAGGUUGCCUUCGAUGUAGCCCAUUUGAGCCUGGUUAUUAGCCAUUAUCCAUCCUCUCAUUGCUUGUCUAAAAAAAAAAAUAUAUUAGAUAUAUGGACGAAACGAUAGGGUGGGCUAAGGCAAGUUUUGGGUGGGCUUGAAACCACCCACAAAAGGUCUAGCUUCGCCACUAGUUAGGAUACAUGCAACGGGAUUGAAUAACGUCAUAUCCUCUAUCUAUUGCAUCAGCUCAAAGCAUGAGACCGGAAUUCAGAGUUGUUCCUACAAGUAAAUGUAUUUCUAUUUCAAAUUGCAUGAUUUAAUAAUGAAGAUGGAGGGGUGAUCCUUAUGGUUAAGUUAAGUCUAAAAAUCUCAUGACAUUUGCACUCACACUAGGCAAGUUUGCCUGUUCCGUGCUGCAGGAAGAUUCAGCACGAUUCCCCCCCUCCCCACUCCCCCCAAAGGCCGUGGCCUGGGCACGAUUGCUCCUUCAUACAUACGUCAUCACGUCGUAAUACGAUAAUACGUCAUCACCAAGCGUCCUCGCCGCCAUAACAACGAUGGAGAACAACAACGUGAAUGCUGUCGUCGGCCCAAAUUUCAACACCUACAAAUCGGAGGAGGCCUUUGUGGCCAUAAACAACAUUUUGCGCCGAGGGGACAUCAUUGGCGUCCGCGGUAACCCCGGGAAGACCAAAAAGGGGGAGCUGAGCAUCAUUCCCGUCAAGAUGACGCUUUUGUCUCCUUGUCUGCACAUGCUGCCCCACCUGCACUUUAGGCUUAAAGACAAGGUAACCACGUGUGCCUGGAGCGACAUCUGGUCAGUCGCUCUGGUGGUUCAUCGUCAUGCAAUUUAGCUCUUGCCAAAAGAGGAAUUACUCAAUAUUUAUUCUAAGUGAAUCAUCUGCCAUGAAAACGGUAGAAUCAUAACAUGCAACGGGAUUGAAUAAUGCCAUAUCCUCUAUUAGAUCAGCUCAAAGCAUGAGACUGGUAUUCAAAGUUGUUCCGACAAGUUUCUAUAGUAUUUCUAUUUCAAAUUGCAUUUAUUUAACAAGGAAAAGCGUUGUCUAUUAUAUCCAAAAUUAAGUGUAAAAAUAUAAUUCAAUACUAUGUUACAUUUCAUAGAUUCUCUCCCUUCUUUUAUUUUAGUUUAAUUUUUAGAUGCUGACUGAAAUAAUCGUGAAAUGUAUGACUGGAACAGGGAUGAAGUUCUUCUAUUGUCAUUAUUUGACAUAACAGAAAAAUAGAUGUGCCAUUUUAAAAGCUGUUGUACUCUAUUGCUAUUAUGGGCAUUAUCACUUCCUUCCACAAUACUUUCACUUUCCAAAUGACUGCUUUACUGCAAAUGGGUAUGCCUGUCUCUCUCUAAGUCCACAAGACCCCAGAGACACUUUAACACUACU